CACUAAAAAAACACAAUGGGCCCAUUCAUUAACCACUCUGCACGCAUAUUAGAAACGCCAUUAUGGCUUGGACGUUUCGUCCUUUUACACUUCGCCCCCAGUUCAAUUUUACACAGCUCCCCCCUUCAAUGCUCAUUUACUGAAACCCCUCCAGUAACCCUGCAACCGCCAACCACCAUCUUACCCAUCCUGGCCUUUAUAUACCCUACUCCCCCUCUACUCAUUCUCCAUCGCCUCGUCCAUUCCUCUUCUCUGUAUUUCCUUAGCACUUAUCACUCCUCAAUGGCUCGCUCCACUGCUUCGAUGGCGGUUGUCUUCAUGGUUUCUUUUCUCCUGGUUUCCUUCUUUCUCCACGAGGCAAGCGCAAUCACUUGCGGCCAGGUUUACAGCUACCUGGCACAGUGCAUCCCCUACGUAAGAAACAAUGGCCCUCUCGCGCCAGCAUGUUGCGCUGGGGUGCAUAGCCUCAACUCGGCGGCGAAGACAACCCCAGACCGGCAGGCGGCUUGUAAUUGCCUCAAGACUCUUGCCGGCAGUAUUUCUGGACUCAAUCCCCGCGCAGCUGCUGGAAUCCCCGGCAAGUGUGGCGUCAACGUCGGAUAUGCCAUCAGCACCUCCACCGACUGCACCAAGGUGCAUUGAGCUCCUUGGGCGGAUUACUAAGUACUGCUUUGAUUAGAUGAACUGGAGAAUAAAGUGGAGGCAGAGUCUACUGAGGGUUACUUAUAUCUUGGUGUUUGUGGGUUCUGUCUUCUGGUAAUAAUUUAUGUUUACUGUUCUGUUACAAGGCCGCACCCUUGGUUGUGGUGUGUUGUUGGGUAUUUAUUACUGUUGUAAUAUUAGUAGUACUAUUUCUACAUAUAUGAGUUGCAGCGUAUUUUAUAAAUAAAUUAAUGACCCGCCUCCCUCUUCACUUA
This is a messenger RNA of Dendrobium catenatum, 917 nucleotides long. RefSeq names its product non-specific lipid-transfer protein-like. Lineage: Eukaryota; Viridiplantae; Streptophyta; Magnoliopsida; Asparagales; Orchidaceae. The record is from RefSeq and is a predicted model, not a curated record. Gene Ontology annotation, cellular component: membrane. Bases 16 to 642 code for a protein of 208 amino acids. The transcript is spliced from 2 exons. Gene Ontology annotation, molecular function: lipid binding. Gene Ontology annotation, biological process: lipid transport.